AUGGAUUGGGUUGCAGAACUCAACGCCAGAAUUGAUAUCCAAGACGCAAAGUAUAUCUCAAUGGUGUUUAACACAUCCAGACAAUGGCCUGCUGAUAUAGACUGCUCAGUAAUAAAUGAAGUCAAACAACCGUUCAGCGCUCUUCUCAAACUGCACCACGCUAUUCAUGUUGAGAAAGCAUAUGGACUACUUGAACAGCUUAGUAAUGGAACAAUAAAGCACCUUGGAAAAGAGCAUUGGGCUUCUUGUAUAUCAAAGACGAUAUUCUAUGGAAUAUUCCAACUGAGAGUACCUGCAGGUAUCAGGAAGAUCAGUAGAUUGCUAUACAUCUCGCACAAGGCUCUGUUGCAGGAUUGUAGCAGUACAUUUUUUUACAUCACAAACAUGCUUCUUGAAACAUACAGAGAUACAGGAGAGCUUGAGCUUGCUGAAGACGUGUUUAGAAACAUCAAUCCACCAGUCAGGAAAACCAGAGAAUACUUUACGUUUUACUUCUAUAAAGGAGUGUUUGCACUAUACUCAGAAAUGUUUGAAGAAGCAUAUACGCUGUUUCAGAUAGCAUUUGCAUAUAGAAGAGGGCAAAAGACAAUUGCACCAUUUUAUUUUGUAUCAUCCUUACUCACUAGCAGAUUCCCUAAGUACAAGUACCUCCAAAGGUUUGACUGUUUAUAUCUGCUUGAGUUGGCGUGCUCAAUAAAAAAAGGUGCAUAUUCCAGCAUAAACAGUGGUAUUGAUUUAGCAUUUGCUAACAUCCAGGAUUAUACCAUUUACAGAGUGCUCACAAUACACUGUCCGCUUAUAUGUCUGUCUAACCUAAUGCAUCAAGCAUACAUGGAUCAUGGAAGCGACAAUAAGCUUGAGAUACAGUGGAUUGCAAAUGCAAUUGGAGACUCUGAUCUCAAGGAAACGAUAUGCUUGAUAAGCAAUCUAAUAAGUUUGGGACGGAUCAAAGGAUACAUAUCAAUUGCCAAGAUGGUAGUGGUGCUAAGCAGAAUAGACCCGUUUCCCUCUUCAGUCCACUAA
Molecule: messenger RNA, 1023 nt
Organism: Ordospora colligata OC4
Lineage: Eukaryota; Fungi; Microsporidia; Ordosporidae
Exons: 1
Coding region: 1-1023 (340 amino acids)
Biological process (GO): post-transcriptional tethering of RNA polymerase II gene DNA at nuclear periphery; transcription elongation by RNA polymerase II; poly(A)+ mRNA export from nucleus
Cellular component (GO): transcription export complex 2
Molecular function (GO): double-stranded DNA binding; RNA binding
Source: RefSeq, a predicted model, not a curated record